Molecule: messenger RNA, 411 nt
Organism: Lactuca saligna
Lineage: Eukaryota; Viridiplantae; Streptophyta; Magnoliopsida; Asterales; Asteraceae
Source: the annotation of a GenBank genome assembly
AUGCACUAUUACUCCUCUUUCCCUAUUGGUCGUUGCCCUUCGUUGUGUGCACCACAAUUGACCAUGAACACGGAAAACCACAAAAUGUCGGGUGGUGUGCACAAAGCUGGUGAAACCUUUGCGGUACAGAUAAAGGGGAGGCUGACCAAGGCAACCCACAUUGAACAACUCCUUCCCCGCUCAUUUCUCUGUUUAUCACUUUAUUCUCAUUUAAUUCGCCCAUAUUCCUUUUCUCCGGCGUACUUUCCGAUUCUCCGGCAAAAUCCUUCGCUUCAUGGCACAGGGACGAAGCUAAUUUCCGGCAGAGGUCCUCUAUUAGGUUCAUUCAAGACAAAUGACAAAAAUACCCCCACGAAUCGCCCAAAUCCGUCUCGUGAGCUCACACCCGCAAGUCUACGCGCCAUGCGAUGA